UCUAGAACCUCCCGGCCACUGAUGCGGCCCUUGCGUGACAUGCUCCGCGAUGGGACGGCGCCUGGUGCCGCUCUUUGGGGCCGCGGGGGUGUUGGUGACGCUCUCCUUUCUGAGGCUGAGAUUCUCUGCCGAAGAGGCUGUGGCCAGGUCCAAUGAUGUGCCAUCUCCCAGCCUCUCCGUGCCAGGUGGCAUGACCAGGCCAAUGCCAGAGAUGACCACAGGUCCUGGUGCUGUUGCUGCCUCCUUGACGACGACGACAACCACGUCAACAACGUCCACGGUAUUGGAGGUGGUGACCCCGAAACCUGUGGAUGACACCAGGCGUUAUGACUUCGUCUUCUGCGCCAACAUUGUAGGCACUCUGGGAAAUGCCCUGCAGGCGUUGAAGGCCUUUCUGAUCAUUGCCAAGAGAGUGCAAGACAGGGGUUGGCGCGUCCUAGUGCAGCUGCCUGCCUUGGGCCUGCGGGAAAUGGACUGGGCAGCCUUCGACAAAGACCAAAACGGCACGGCGCUGGGAGAGGUGCUGGAGCUGACUGAGCUGAGGAAGCUCUUCGAGAUAGACGAGGCCAGCGACGCGGUGGCCGCAACGCGCGGCUGCUGGGCGCAGGGCUGUGAUGUCUCGAUCUGGUCCCUGGCGCAGGUCCAUUCCCUGUGGCUUGCGGAGGUUGAAGUGCCACAUCUCUGGUUGGGACCUGGCAAGGAGAAAUGGAUGUUCGAACAGCUCCUCGACAACUUGGGUGCCUUGAGCAACAAUCGCCCCACUGGGCACAUGGAGCCACUGCGGAUCCACUGGGAGAUGCAGCGCUAUAGUCCCAGCAGAUGCGCGCCCUGGGUCUAUGGAUAUUUGGAGAGGCAGAUUGCCUCGGCUCUGGUGCUGCGAGAAGCUGAGGAACCAGAAGCCUGCGCCUUUGUCUAUGUGGGGCACAUCAUCCACCGCGAGGGCUGGUGGAAGUUGAAGAGUUUCAACCGCUGGGCCUUCGCCCAUCCGGAUCGCCUGCGGGCCGACAUCCCCACGGUGGCGGGGAAGAUUGGGCAGCUGCUGCAGGAGUACAAAAUCAGCUGCGCCAAUUUCUACGUCAAACUGUUGGGCCUCACAGGGCAGAACUUCGUGGACCUGGUCCACCAGGGCGCAGAACAGCACGGCGUGAACUUCACGGCCAAGCGGGUGAAGAAAGCGAACUGUAAGCUUUGCAUGGAAGGAAACACGGCGCUGCUGCGCCGCGCCGCCAACGCGCCGCUGUUGCUGGCGGAGCCGGAGUCCUUCUGGCCUGACCUGCCGGCGGAGCGACUGCGGCAACGAGGGAAACCCGUGGCGUAUAUCUACGCAGAGCUGCUGCAGAAGAGGAGGUGGGACUCCUGGCUGGAACGCUUUGUGGAGCCUCCGCCCAACAUCACGCUGCGGGUGAUGGACUGCCCGUGGCCCGGGCAGAUCUACCGCGGCAGCUGCGUGACGCCGAAGAACGGCUCGGAUGGACAGGUGGUGGAUCCCAACGAUGGAACCUAUGAGUGCUGGCCCGACAUGGACUGAGCCUGGUUUCCUGCAGAUUGCCUCGAUCAAACCGGUGAAAAGCAAGAUGGAGGUGCAAACUGGAGACUGGACAUGCUCGGGAAGUUGCUGCGGAAAAGCACCCUGAUGGUGGAAGUUCUGGAGUGAAGGCGAGUGUGCGGAAUUGAAGACGAUACGUUGGAAGGUCUGACGGAGCAACACAACACUGGCUUGGCAGUUUCAAAGGAAACACAUUUGCCAUCCCAACAAAUGGGAGGAUGAUCUUAGUUGACUCAAGUUCUUCAGGAUGGUGGGAAACCACCAACCAGUCAAGCGCUGGUGCAGUUCCAGGAUGGACAAAGUCUCCAUCGAAGUCUUGGACUCCAAAGAGAGCCACCUGUGGACAGUGCUGUCUUUCAACUGGCAGCACUUGGAACUAAUGCCCUGUUGCUUUAGAAGCAAA
Cladocopium goreaui is the source of this 1949-nucleotide messenger RNA. Lineage: Eukaryota; Dinophyceae; Suessiales; Symbiodiniaceae. The record is from the annotation of a GenBank genome assembly.